Messenger RNA from Xyrauchen texanus (razorback sucker), 4763 nucleotides. RefSeq names its product drebrin-like. The transcript has 12 exons. Lineage: Eukaryota; Metazoa; Chordata; Actinopteri; Cypriniformes; Catostomidae. Gene Ontology annotation, biological process: positive regulation of dendritic spine morphogenesis; neuron projection morphogenesis; positive regulation of axon extension. The record is from RefSeq and is a predicted model, not a curated record. Gene Ontology annotation, cellular component: lamellipodium; actin filament; cortical actin cytoskeleton. The coding region runs from base 484 to 3756 and encodes 1090 amino acids. Gene Ontology annotation, molecular function: actin filament binding.
GUCGUGUGUCUGUCUGCAGGAGAUAGAGAGCGUUAAGGCUAGUCCACCUGGGUUGUAAUUAUCUCUAACACCCGUCUCUUGUUAUAGUGAUGGCGCAGGGAGACUUAAAGGCCACCAGCUCACCAGGACGAUGACUGAAUGUUGUGAUUCUGACUGAGAGUCAGAAUAAUCUCUCUACUAUUAUUCUGACAUUUCACAUUAUUAAAAUAAAUUAGUGAUCCUAACUGACCUAAGACAGGGAAUGUUUUCUACAGUUAAAUGCCAGGAAUUUUGAAGAACUGAGUUUAAAUGUAUUUGGCUGAGGUGUUUGUAAACUUCUGACUUCAACUGUACAAGGCUUUGUUUGCCUAUGAUGGUAUACUGAACAGACUCAAACUGGCUGACUCUGGAGUAGGUGGAUUGGAAGAGUUGAAGAGUAAAUUCUACCCUAGAAGAACACUUUAUGGGCUGUGCAGCGUGGGCAAAUCUCAACCCUGCAUUGUUAUGAUAUUAUGGGUAGGUAAAGAUGUGGAUGAGUACCGCAAAGCUGAGUGUGCCAGUCAUUUGCCAGCAAUUAGGGCAUUCUUUAAGGAAGUCAAUAUCUUUCUUCCUACACAUAAUGUGGAUGAAAUCACAGAAGGGAGGAUUUGCACACUGGCCUGUAAGGCUGCAAUGAUGAUGCAGGAGCCGAGAGGGAGACAUGGCCUCAGGCGGGAAGACAGAGAGGAGGCUGUGGGCACAAAUUACAGGAGAACAAUUGCAACAGCUGAGAUUCUGAGAAUCCAGAGAGAUUCCUUCUGGGUACAAGCAGAGAGAGAAGAGGAGGAAAGAAAAAAUGAGGAACAGCGGAUGGCAGCAGAGGACAGGAGAGAAAGGGAGAGAGAGAGACUGCAUCAGGAAAAGAGAGAGGCGAUGGAGAGAGAAAGGACAAUAAAUGAAAAAGAUCAGAAAAUUCAGGAGCAGAGGAAAAUAAAGGCCCAAAUGAAGACAGAGGCACACAGACAAGAGAAAAUAAAAUGGGAGCACCAGCAAAGACAGCGUGAAGAAGAGGAAAUGAAAGCUCGAUUCUCACGCUCCAACUCAGAGGAGAAAUCUGCUCAGGAGGAAGCAGCUGUUGUGUCUCAGCGUGUUACAAACCACAGAGAGUUCUUUAGACAGCUGUCCUCCUCAUCAGGUGUCCAGUCAGGUUCCCAUCCCGGCUCACCAUACCCAGCAGCCAGGAGUCUUUAUAGACGACUGGAGCGCAGUCAGGCAGACAAUAUCUUAAUUUUUUAUGAAUCUUCAUCGUCCACACCCACAUUGCCCUGCAGAUCAACAGUGGCAUCCCCUUACUUUCCAUCGACUCCAAAAUCCCAGAGCCCAACACUUGUUUAUCCUAGUCCAACAAUGGACUCUCCAAGUCUCUCAGAGCAGAACUUCCCCACAGAUCGUUCAAUGGUAUCUUCAAAAAGCCAGAUCCACCCAUCUUCACUAAAGCUGAUGGAGUCUUCCUAUGUAUCCACUCCACAGCUCCAAACUCUACCAACAUCUUUAACUAAUGCAACGGCAUCUGGAAUAAAAACCCCUAUGACUGCCAUGUUAGAUAGUUUUGUAUUGUACCCACCACCACCAAAUAUUGACCUGCUGAAACUAGAUAACCAGUGCACAGAUGAACCGGUCGAAUUUUCUUCACCUCCCUUUGCUAUUGAAAAUUCACCAGAACCAUUCAUAGACCUGCCUGAGGUGCAAACUUCUAUACAAACCCAACCUGAUAUCAUUCUGACUCCACAGGCCAUCUUCGAUCCAUCUGUCUUCUCCUCAGAUCUUCUUACUUCCUCUCUUCCUCAGUCAUAUCCUUCACUGGAUGCAUUUGUCUUGGUUCCUCAGCCCCCAUCUAGACCACUUCCUGCCUUACCCGUUGCCCCGCGAUUGCUAAAAGACCUGGAACCAGGGAGAGAAUACACUGCCCGGGCCUCUGUUAUUUCCAUGGUUGAGGAGGAUGUGGAGGAAGAGAGUGAGGAGAAGGAUGGAGAGAGGAAUGAGGAGAGAAGGAUUAAUGAGAUAAUAGAGGAGGGAAAAGAAGAUAUUGAGGAGAAACUUGGAGUGAGAGGGUGUCAGGAAAAAGGGAAGGGAAGUGGAAAAGAUAAAGUUGAAGUGAUUGAAAGUGGAGAUUAUAGGAAUGGAGGACAGGAGGAACAAGAUAGGAAGAUUACAGAAAAGCAAGAGAGUAACAAACAACCAGAUGGGAAAAUUCUGGAAGAAUGUAAGAGUGAAAAACCACAAGAUGGGACAAUUAUGGAAGAACGUGAGAGUGAAAAAGAACAAGAUGGAAGGAUUAUAGCAGUACAUGACAGUAAAGAUCUACAAGACAUAAACAUUAUGGAAGAAAAUAGAAGUGAAGAAGAACAAGCUUGGAAGAUUAUGGGAGAACAUGAUACUGAAAAAGAUGAAGAUGGGAAAAGUAUGGAAGGAUUUGAGAAUGAAAAAACACAAGAUGGGAAUAGUAUGGAAGAAUGUAAGAGUUAUGCAGAAAAAGAUGGGAAGAUUUUGGAACAACAUGAGGGUGAAAAACUACAAGACGGGAAGAUUAUGGAAACAUUUGAGAGUGAAAAAAUACAUCAUGGGAAAAGAAUGGAAGAACUUGAGAAUGAAAAUGAAAAAGGGAGUCAAAAAGACAGUAAGGAGAGAGGGAACAACCAGGACGAAAACGGCCAGACUUUGAUGAACCAGGAGAGCGAAGAAAAGCCAAAGGUGGAUGUAGACAGGACAAGAAAUUUGAUUAUGUUAAAUAAAGAGCCACAAAGGGAGAUUAUAGUGAGGAACGAGGCAGUAGACGAAGAGAAUAUUGAGGAGAUUAAGAGUGAUAAAAGAAACACAUCAUUAAUCAAGACAGAGGACAAUGUGGAGGCUAUUAUUUUGGAGGAACAUCCCUCCAUUGCAGACAAAGCCAUUGAUGAAUCCUUUGCUGAGACACUUUUCUCACAACAUGCCUCACCCGUCCGAGAAUCCCAUUCUAACGAACCAUCUCAAUACAGUCAAACAUCUCUACCCAAAAGAAUAUCAACCAAUCGAGAUGAAAAUGAGCUUCAGGACAAGUCCAAUUUUUCCAAUUUGAGCAUUCAAAGUGAUUCCCAACCAGAUGACAUAAGAGAAGAAGAGUUUGAACAUGAUUCUAAUCUCACUAAUAACUUUUCAACUGUGAUGUCAUGCUCAUGCCCUUCUUCAAAGCCAUGUGAGAACAGUGCCACUUUAACUCAACCGACAACAGAACAGGGUUUUAACUCAGAAGUCAUCACACAUAUGAAGGUCACCAUGGAGGAUAUGAAGAAAAAAGAGGAAUAUGAAAAGAGAGAUGGAAAAUUUUGCAAAAAAGAAGCAAAAAUUGUGGAUGGUGAAUUUGUUUUGGCUGAGGGAUUCAAUCCUGAGCAAACGGCAUCACCUAUAUCUGAGAAUCAAGCCACUACUGGACAAUCAGAUGAGAAGGAAGGGCUUGCAACUGUCAGAUAUUUCCUCAAAUACCCAGAUGAAUGUAUCACUCAUCAGUCAGAGCUGGAUUUAACCAACGAGAUGAGUGAUUUUGAAGAGGGUGAGGAGGCUAUAUCUCUCAUAGCAAGCGACACCUACGCUUUUGAGGUGGGGCAGAGCUCAAAAUGUGAUUCUGCCCUUGAGCUGAAUCAAGUGAACGAAGCCAUAAAACAUGAAUUUCUGCAGGGCGGCAAAACCAUCACAGAAAUGCCCAAUGACAUCAGAAAUGAUAAGAAAGUUGACAAAUCUCUUAAAAGUGGGAUAGGAAAUUAGCAUUUGGAGAUAAUUGGUAGGUGUGAAUUAUUAUUCCAGAACAGAUCAUACAUUUAUUAACAUAAUGGUCUGGAUUGUGAUUGUGAUUAAUUAAUUGAAGGCUAAGAAUUGUUAUCCUUUUCACCCCAAGCAGGUUACUUUUUGUAAGUCUCAAAUGGUGGAAUUUAAGAAUGCAAUGUAACAGCUAUACAUAGUUACCCAAACUAAAGUUUGAUGUAAAAGCUAAUAAUGAUAACUGUAUUAGAUCAUCUCAACCACUUGAUUAUUUUGUGUAACACUUAUAUAGAAUCCCGAUGUAAUUUUUUAACAAUUUUACAGAAAAGGAAAACUUGAGCAAUGACCCGUGCACAGCAAAGAAUUAUGGGUUAGAGGAGCCAUCAGCCAGGCAGAGACAAUACGGCACAUGCUUCUGUUAUUUAAAAUAAAUGAAUAAAUAAAACUAAUAAAAUAAUAAUAAAAACAUAUUAAAUGAUUAAAAAAAAUGUUGACAAGAUGACAUUUAGUCCAAACACGUCCAAUGUUUUGUGUGCGCAUGCAUGCAGGAGAGAGAGAGCUAUUGGCUAUUAAUGAUUUUAGAUGGCCAGAUGCAUUUUUAAAUAUUUGAAAUGUUUUUAGGGAUAUAUAAUAUUAAAAAUACAUUUAUUGAAAAGUAGUUAUUUUAAGUAGACUGCUGUAUACUUUGCUUGUUAUGAUUCUGUGCUGGUAACUCCCCAACAUGGGAAUUGAACUGAUUAUUUUCACUUAUAUUGGUUGAAUAAAGUUCCUUAUUUUGAGAUUUCCUUUUUUUAUUUGAGAGAUCUGGUAUCACUGUAACUGGUCCACCCUUAGCACAGAGUAGACCUACUGUCAUUUAAACAUUUCUUUAUUAACCAUUCUUUAAUUUAAUCCUACCCGGUUACCAAUUGGAGAUGGAGCAGCAGAACGCCGGAAACAGAAAGGAAAAAUACUCUUUCUGCUCGGAACAAACUACAAAUAUAUAGUUUAUAGUCGGUGAUGACAUAACUAGU